AGUUUAGAAAUUAUUGAAGUUCAAUUCACUGGUCACUGACAAUAAAGUUUUACCGAGUAAUUUGAAUGUUUGUUCACUUAAUAUGUGUACUCAAUAAACCUAACCUACGAGGUCUGCUACGAGGUUACGAGCGGUUGAGCGGUUACGAGUCAAUGUUUUUUGAAUGGGGUUUUCUCUAGGAGUUUGUAUGUAAACAAUACGACAGCUUGCGGCGUUUCUUCAGAAAACGUGGUUUACGUCGUGAAUAAAAAUUGAAAUUGUUUCUAAAAUCGUUCAUUCCCCUGUGUCUGUAAUAUAGUUUUCAUUAGUAGGUUGUUUUCUAAAUCACACAAAUGGCAGAAGAAACAGAACAGGUUAUUACAGGAACAGUGAAAGAGCCUUUGGAUCUCCUACGUUUAAGUUUGGAUGAGCAGAUUUAUGUGAAAAUGCGACAUGAUCGUGAACUUCGAGGGAGAUUACAUGCAUAUGAUCAACAUUUAAACAUGGUUCUCAGCGAGGCUGAAGAAACAGUCACAACCAUAGAAAUAGAUGAAGAAACGUACGAAGAAGUUUACAAAACCACCAAGCGAAGUAUACCAAUGCUGUUUGUCAGAGGUGACGGUGUCAUAUUAAUUUCGCCACCCACAAGAAUACCUGGAAUAUAAUGAUCUACUGCAUCAUUGCCCCUCACUGUUCUACCCCUUCACAUGGUAAUUUUAUCAAUGUUUAUUUUUCUGUAAGCUAAAACUAAAAAUCAGCAGUGUAAAAAUAAGGAAGAAUGCUGAGUAAUUUUUUUAGCAAUGUCAUUUAGACUCAAAAUUAAAUUUCAGCAGUACACAGCAAAAAUGCAACAAAUACCAUAUUAAAAUAUGUUGCUUUGUCUUGAUUAUUUGUUUCCAGUAUUUUCCGGUGAAUCUCUGUUUACUUAAACUAUCAAGGGAUGAGAAGAUUUUCAUUUUUUUGUCAAAUAAAAACAACGUUCCGCACAUCUCAA
Molecule: messenger RNA, 973 nt
Organism: Bemisia tabaci
Lineage: Eukaryota; Metazoa; Arthropoda; Insecta; Hemiptera; Aleyrodidae
Gene: LSm3
Product: U6 snRNA-associated Sm-like protein LSm3
Biological process (GO): mRNA splicing, via spliceosome
Molecular function (GO): RNA binding
Source: RefSeq, a predicted model, not a curated record